Molecule: messenger RNA, 2205 nt
Organism: Schistosoma turkestanicum
Lineage: Eukaryota; Metazoa; Platyhelminthes; Trematoda; Strigeidida; Schistosomatidae
Source: the annotation of a GenBank genome assembly
AUGGAAUCUGGAGCAAUUACUGUGGCUGUCAAUCUAUUCAGAGAAACCUUUCCCAGUUUGGAUGAUGAUAUUUCUAACUACAUAGAAAGUAUUCUCAUUGAAAAUGCUGAGCAUUUUGACUCUGAGGGUGACGUACAUGACGCGAUCGGUGGGGUUUUGGAUGGGUUUCAUAGUCAAAAUAGCGAUCAAGAAAUAAAAGUUCUGUGCAGAAAAAUAUUUCAACUGAUGAGGCCUUCUGACGAAUUUACUGAAAGGCAAACAACUUUGGAUGCUCCAGUACAGAUGGCAAGUUUACUGGAUACAUUCAGUGAAAGAGUGGUUGACAAUUCUAGUAUUUGGAUGAUGAAAAAACAAAACAGUACUAUCGUCGAUUCUAAAAAAUUAGAGAAGGCUGAGGCUAAAAUAAAAGAAAAACAACAGAAGAAAGCUCUCAUUGGAAGGCCCGGCAAUGCAGGGAGAGCCAUCGAAGUCAAAGAAGAUGAACGUGCUACAGUUAGUCAACAGAUAGACCGACGAGAACUAUCUUCGUCACAUGUAGUUUCCCACGUGGGUGAUAUUCGGUUAGAAAAUUUUGACAUCGCUUACGGUAGCAGAGUUCUAUUACAAGGUGCUAACCUGUCUCUCACCUACGGUAAGAGGUAUGGUUUAGUGGGACGAAAUGGUUUCGGUAAAACAACUUUGCUUCGAUCGUUAGCUAAGGGAGAUUUGCACCUGCCACCUGGUGUUCGCGUGCUACAUGUAGAACAAGAAGUUGUCGGUGAUUCCACACCAGCUUUGGAAAGCGUUCUUCAAGCCGACGUAGAAAGACACACACUUCUUAUUGAAUUGUCUCGUCUUCAGGCAGAAAUGAAAAAGAAUUCCGGCUCAGAUUUAAGCUUAUCUAGUAGUACAAGUACAAUAGAAUCACGGGUUGCAGAGAUUUAUUCUCGCUUGAAUGCAAUCGAAGCGGAUAAGGCUCCAGCUCGAGCCGCAGUCGUUCUACACGGUCUUGGAUUUACUCCAGAAAUGCAGAGUAAACCAACAAAAGAAUUUUCCGGUGGAUGGCGUAUGCGUCUAGCCUUAGCACAAGCACUUUUUGCGAAACCAGACCUACUUUUGCUUGAUGAACCUACCAAUAUGCUUGAUAUGCGCGCAAUAAUUUGGUUAGAAGACUAUUUGCAGUCCUCUUCCAACAUCCUUUUGAUUGUCUCACAUGAUCGAAGUUUUUUGAAUACAGUUGCAACUGAUAUCAUUCAUUUGAAUUGUAAGCGUUUAGAUGCAUAUCGAGGCAAUUAUGAUACAUUUGAACAAGCUCGUGCUGAAAGAUUAUUGAAUCAACAAAGGGAAUAUGAGUCUUUGAAAGCUGAACGAGAACAUAUACAACAAUUUAUAGAUAAAUUUCGUUACAAUGCAAAACGUGCAUCUCUUGUACAAAGUAGAAUUAAGCAUUUAGAAAAAUUGCCACCAUUAAUACCUCCGGAAAAAGAAUUAAAAGUUGUAAUUCGUCUGCCAGAUUGUGAAAAACUUUCACCACCUCUUUUACAACUUGAUGAAGUAUGUUUUCAUUAUGUGCCAGAUAGACCAAUUUUGAAUCAUGUCAAUUUGAGUAUCUCGCCUGAUUCACGUAUCAGUAUUGUUGGUGAAAAUGGUGCCGGUAAAACGACAUUACUUCGACUUCUUCUAGGUGAGUUAGAACCAACGUCAGGAUUACGCCAUGCACAUCGUAGUUUACGUAUUGGCUACUUUAGCCAACAUCACGUUGAUCAGUUAGAUUUAAAAUUAAGUAGUUUGGAAUUUUUGAUGAGAAAAUUCCCAAACCAAACGGAACAAGUUUAUCGUUCUCAACUGGCAAAUUUUAAUAUAACAGAAAUGCUUGCUCUUCAACCAAUUGGUAGUUUAUCAGGAGGACAAAAAUCAAGAGUUGCAUUUGUUGCAAUGUGUAUGUCCAAUCCAAAUAUGCUUGUUCUUGAUGAACCAACAAAUCAUCUGGAUGUAGAAACAAUCGCAGGCUUAUCUGAUGCUUUAGUUAAUUUUCCCGGUGGAGUUGUACUUGUUUCACACGACGAACGCUUAAUUCAAGCCGUGUGUAAUGAAGUAUGGGUGUGUACACGCAUGGGCAUAAGUCCUGUAGACAGUGCUAAAGGAAGUCGUGUUUAUUCACUACCAGGUGGCUUGGAAGAAUACAAAAAAGCUGUUCGAGUUGAAUUGGUUCAAUCAAAAUUGUAA